AUGCUGCCACCACCAGUCUCCUCAGGCCCUAAAUACAAAGCCUUUCGCCGCGUCACCUCGCCGCGGAAAAGGGUCCUCGAUGCCUUGCUCAGCCGUAGUCGAGCGACCAAUCUAGCCAUCCUUCUGCUAGCAUUCCUAUGUGGCAUCUCUUUGCUGUGCAAUGUCCGGUUUUACGCUAGAAAUUCACUUCGGGAAGGAUCUGCAAUGCUUGCCACCAUAUCCCGACCCAAUGCACUCGCCGAUCUUGAUCAUCUCGUCGUGGUACCCUGCCACGCUAUCUGGCAGGGAGGUGAUCCGAGUUCAAGGCUGAACGAAGAGGAUUGGAUUCUUGAACCAUAUCAGAAGGGGGGAAAACGUGUAGCAGCCUUUUUUAAACACAUAGAAAAAGGCGUAGAGCUGGCAAGGCAAGAUGCCCGUUCGCUCCUCAUAUUUUCUGGCGGUCAGACGCGGCUUUCCUCUUCCACGACGGAGGCCGAGUCGUACAUGAGGCUGGCGAUGAGGACCGAACUACUCCAUGCGUCAAACUCUGACCCCGUCUUUAGACGCGUUACAACGGAAAACUAUGCGCUCGACUCGUAUCAGAACCUUUUAUUUGCCGUUGCCCGCUUUCGCGAAUUCACCGGCCACUUCCCUGAAAGAAUUACGGUCAUCGGUUAUGAAUUCAAGCGGAUGAGGUUUACACAACUCCACCGAGCGGCUAUACGGUGGCCUGAAGCAAAGUUUCGGUACAUUGGCGUGGACCCUGACGAGGGUCAUAGCCCGAGUGCAGAGCAAGGAGAGAGACGAAAUGGAUAUCUCCCUUACUCGCUCGAUAAAUACGGCUGUCACUCUGUUCUAUUGUCGAAGCGGCUGCAACGAAACCCUCAUUCAAGAUUCCAUUCAUACUACGUGACAUCCCCAGAGUUGGCAACAUUGUUCGACUGGUGCCCUAGUGCCUCCGAAGGGAGUCUUGGGGAAAGCACUCUCUUCAAUGAAGUGCUACCAUGGGACCAUCUUUUCAUUGGAUAA
Laccaria bicolor S238N-H82 is the source of this 1008-nucleotide messenger RNA. RefSeq lists its product as uncharacterized. The record is from RefSeq and is a predicted model, not a curated record. Lineage: Eukaryota; Fungi; Basidiomycota; Agaricomycetes; Agaricales; Hydnangiaceae. The transcript is spliced from 4 exons. The coding region runs from base 1 to 1008 and encodes 335 amino acids. Gene Ontology annotation, cellular component: cytoplasm.